Messenger RNA from Medicago truncatula (barrel medic), 2502 nucleotides. Its product is annotated as subtilisin-like protease SBT5.3. The coding region runs from base 1 to 2304 and encodes 767 amino acids. Gene Ontology annotation, biological process: proteolysis. Lineage: Eukaryota; Viridiplantae; Streptophyta; Magnoliopsida; Fabales; Fabaceae. The transcript is spliced from 11 exons. Gene Ontology annotation, molecular function: serine-type endopeptidase activity. The record is from RefSeq and is a predicted model, not a curated record.
AUGGUGUCUUCCUCCAUAUUUCAGCUUCUUGUUUCAUUCUCUUUUGUUUGCUUUUUCUUCUUGCAAGUGCAACCAUCCUAUGCCAUUGGAAAGUCCUAUGUUGUUUACUUAGGAGCACACUCUCAUGGUCCAAAUCCGUCUUCUGUUGAUUUAGACUAUGCAACAAAAUCUCACUAUAGUUUAUUGAGCUCAAUCCUAGGGAGCAAUGAGAAAGCAAAGGAUGCAAUUUUCUACUCCUAUAACAGACACAUCAAUGGUUUUGCAGCAAUAUUGAAAGAUGAAGAAGCAGAUGAGCUUGCAAGAAAUCCAAAUGUAGUGUCUGUAUCUUUGAACAAAAUGCAUCAAUUGCAUACAACAAGGUCAUGGGAAUUUCUUGGAGUAGAAAGAAAUGAAAUAAUUCCUAAGGAAUCCAUUUGGGAGAAGGCAAGAUAUGGUGAAGACACAAUCAUUGGUAACCUUGAUACAGGUGUAUGGCCAGAAUCUCAAAGUUUUGGGGACCAAGGAAUGGGCCCCAUUCCAUCAAAGUGGCGUGGAAAUGGGAUAUGUCAAUUUGACACUUUUAUUGGCUCAAGAAAAACUCAUUGUAACAGGAAGCUAAUUGGAGCAAGAGCUUUCUACAAAGGUUAUGAGGCAUAUGUAGGCAAACUUGAUGCAUCAUUUUACACUGCACGUGACACAAUAGGCCAUGGUUCUCACACUCUAUCAACAGCUGGUGGUAAUUUCGUUCAAGGAGUAAGUGUUUAUGGAAAUGGUAAUGGCACUGCAAAAGGUGGUUCUCCAAAAGCUCAUGUUGCAGCCUACAAAGUGUGUUGGAAAGGUGGCUGCUCAGAUGCAGAUGUCUUAGCUGGUUUUGAAGCUGCCAUAAGUGACGGUGUUGAUGUGCUCUCAGUUUCUCUUGGUAUGAAGACUCAUAACCUUUUUACAGAUUCAAUAUCUAUAGGUUCCUUUCAUGCAGUAGCAAAUGGUAUAGUAGUAGUUGCUUCUGCUGGAAAUUCUGGUCCUUAUUUUGGAACUGUUUCGAACGUGGCACCUUGGUUAUUCACGGUUGCUGCUAGCACAAUUGAUAGAGACUUCGCCAGUUAUGUUACACUAGGUGAUAACAAGCACUUUAAGGGAACUAGUCUUUCAUCUAAGGACUUGCCAACACACAAAUUCUAUCCUUUGAUUAGUGGUGAACAAGGAAAACAUUUCUAUGCUCUAUCUAGGGAUGCGAAGUUCUGCAGAUAUGGAACACUUGAUGUUGAAAAGGUGAGGGGAAAAAUAGUUGUUUGCCUUGAAGAUGUGUACUUUGGAACUAUUCCAGGUCCAGAAGCUUCUUCUGCAGGAGCAGUAGGAAUGAUUUUGGCCAGUGAUGAUGAAAGUUAUUAUGAUUUUAUUGCUUACCCUCAUGCUUUACCUACUUCACAAGUCAAUUAUAUUGAUAGUCAAUAUAUUUACUCCUACAUCAAAAAUGAAAAGAACCCUGUUGCUUACAUAACAAAAGCAAUAACAGAAAUUCCAAUAAUUCCAGCUCCAGUGAUUGCUUCAUUUUCAUCAAGGGGACCUAGCACCAUUAUUCCAUCCAUUCUAAAACCAGACAUCACUGCACCUGGAGUGAACAUAAUUGCUGCUUACACAGAAAUCAAUAGAAGGAUUUCGUACAAAUCCUUGUCUGGAACUUCUAUGGCAUGCCCUCAUGUGUCUGGCAUAGCAGGCCUUCUCAAAACACUUCAUCCUAAAUGGAGUCCAGCAGCUAUCAAAUCAGCUAUUAUGACCACGGCAAGCAAAAUGGAUAACAGUAAAAGACCUAUCAAGGAUCGAUUCGGUGAAAAUGCAACUCCAUUUGCAUAUGGUUCGGGUCACGUUCAACCUAAUCUUGCUAUAGACCCUGGACUAAUUUAUGAUCUUAAUAUUGUUGAUUACUUGAGCCUAUUAUGUGUUUAUAAUAAAAACUAUAAACAAAUUGAGGCUAUUUAUAAAAAGCCUUUCAUUUGUCCUGAGUCCUACAAUGUGGUGGAUUUGAACUACCCUACAAUCACAAUACUCAAUCUUGGGGACAAAAUCAUAAAAGUUAGUCGAACUGUUACAAACGUUGGUCCUCCAAGUACAUAUUACGUGCAAGCCAAGGCGCCUGAUGGAGUUUCAGUUUCGAUUGAGCCAAGUUACUUGAGCUUUAAGGAAGUUGGUGAAAAGAAAUCAUUCAAGGUUAUUGUGAUGAAAGCAAUGGAAAAUGGUGAUGCUACAAUGGAUUAUGUUUUUGGGGAAUUAUUGUGGUCAAAUGGAAAGCAUAGAGUUAUGAGUACUAUUGCAGUGAAGCUCAAGUAAAAAAAAAUGUUACAAGUUUUUCAGUAAAAAAAAAAACAAAUGUUAGAAAUGAUCUCUAACAUCUUAUAUGAACAAAGUUAUAUAUAGGCCUAAAUUGAAUAUGAAGGUAGGGUCUUGACUUGACUAAAAUACAUUACAAUGAUAACAUCUUAUCAGUUCUGGAUAUGAUUCUUGGUGGCAUUAAUGUGCCCAUAUAAA